AUGUCUGUACUAUCGGAACUCGACAGGGACAUCGAACUCCAUCCUCCACAAGCAGCUGCAGACUGCCGAAGCUCUCCCUCAUCUACUCGAUCCAGGCGCACAUUAUCACAGGCUUCCGAAAGCUCCACUUCGCUGAACUCGGUGAAUUGGGAGGAUCUAGAAAAGACAGAAGAGCAAGAGCCUCGGGAUGAAGCCACCGAUGAGUCUACGGCCUUACUGCUGGCCCGACUGGAGAAAGAGAAUGCCGCCCUGGCAACAGACCCGAAGGCAGGAAUUGCACCACGUGCCCGUCCGCGGAAGAACACUCGACCGCCUUCGAUACAACAACUGAAGAAGCUGGUGGACGGUCCGCAACGCCAAUCAUUAAGAUAUUCGAUGCUACCUGCUCCGCCGAUGACCGAACUGGAAUUUUGGGCGGCUCUGGUUCAGGACUACAACCAAACUGCCCAACGACUGCCUACGCUCACGUCUAACAAGAUCCGUGGUGGUGUACCGCCGCCUCUGCGAGGCGUGGUGUGGCCUAGCAUUGCCCGGGCGCAGGAUCCUUUUCUCCACGGCGAAUAUCAGCGACUCUCCACUGAACCGAGCCCGUACGAUGCCUUGAUUGGCAAGGACGUAGGCAGGAGCUUCCCAAAUGUCGAUAUGUUCCGUGAGACGGACGGCGAUGGUCAACGAAUGCUUGGACAGGUUCUAAAAGCCUUCAGUCUUUAUGAUGACAAGAUCGGAUAUUGUCAGGGUCUUGGAUUCGUGGUCGGCCCGCUCUUGAUGCACAUGACCGAGUCUGAAGCAUUCUGCAUCCUCGUGAGACUCAUGGAACAUUAUGACCUCCGAUCAUGCUAUUUACCCGAUCUGUCGGGUCUCCACCUUCGAAUCUAUCAAUUUCAACAACUACUGACGCGCCAUCUGCCCGACCUGACUGCCCACUUCGAGAACCUCAAAAUCGAGCCGCUUUAUGUGUCACAAUGGUUCUUGUCUUUUUUUGCCGUGACAUGUCCGCUCCCUAUGUUAUUGCGAAUCUACGACGUCAUCUUGUCUGAAGGAGCAACGGAAACAUUGAUGCGAGUGGCACUCUCGUUGAUGCAACGAAACCAGAAAAAGCUUCUGGCAUUCACUGAAUUCGAAGAUGCCAUGCAGUUUUUACUGUCACGAAGUCUCUGGGACACCUACGCUCAGCAGGCCGAUGAUCUCGUCGCAGAUUUUGUAUCUCUCACAAGCUUGGUCAGCCAGGAACAUCUUCAGUCGUUGGAGGCCAGUUUCCAGCAAUCGCAAAACCUGACCGCAGCACCAUCUUUGAUGACUGCAGCGUCGAACUUCCUAGGUCGAUUUUGGGCAAGUUCGACGCAUGGCUCUUCUCGGUCCGCGAACUUGAGUCUCCUUAUCCCUGGCAACAACAAAUCCAUCAGGAAGUCGUCCUCAGGACAUAGUUUGACAUCGACGCUCGAUUCGGUCGAGACGUCCAAUUCGGAGACAAGUACACUGGCUACAGACCUGUCUGAUGAGGGCUCAUUGAAAGUUGUUUCUUCGAUCACCCUGGUGGCAGAUGCCAACGCUGCUCCUGCACCGAGCUCUGGUGACCGUAAUCUGCACCACCAGAUUGAGGACCUACUCACGGAAUUAUCGAAGCUUCAACGGCAGCAGGUCGAACUGGCUCGAGAACUCCAGAAAGAGCGCGAGGAACGAGAAGAAGAUCGCCAAACCGCACGAACAUUGCUAGAGCACCUACAACAACAAACAGCAGACAUUAAAGAGAUUGUCGGGGGAGAGCCUACCGAAGAAGACGUGGCCUUGGAGGUUUUCCUAGAAAAAGCCCAUCGGCAGCUGAGUGAGAAGGCCUCGAAGCGGCUGUCCAUUAUGCAGUCGAAGCACCAAUUGCGUGACUCCGUGUCUGAAUGGAAAGAGAGGCACGAGGCCGAAGCGCUGAAGUGCCAGGAACUCAUGAAGCAGCUCGAUGAACGGGAAGCAGAGCAUAACUCUCUCAAGGAGGACUUGCGGGACGCUCGGGCUCGGAUUCAAGAUGCCCAUAGGGAGAAGCAGCGCCUUGAACGGACACUGGCAGAAUGCCGCUCUCGGAAUACUUCGGUACCCGACUCGCCCUCAGACACUUACACCCCUAUCACUGAGGUUCCCGAUCCAAAAUGGCCUCCUCCAAAGGCCGGGCUUCGAGAGUUGAAGUUGGGCAAACCGGAUCCUGCUAGACUGUCCACCCUAGGACCAGGGACAUUUGCUAAACGUUCGAGCAGUCUCAACACCCAGGCUAUCCUUGCCACCGACAACCACGAGCCCGUACCGAACGAGGCGCUCUUGCUGGAGCUGGUGAAUGCAAAAACAGCCGAAGCCGUGGCUCGACAGGAAUUAGAAGAGACCAAAGGAAAGCUGGAAUCCCUUCGCAAAAUCCUGGGUGGGUCGAGCUCGUCACCGUCAGCCCGAGUCAGCUCAUCAGACUCGCCAGUCGCCUCCAACACUGCCGCGGGAAGCCCUGGGACAAAGGAUGGUCCAAAAGUAACUCAUGCCACAUCAGCAAGUACUGGAGGGUUCUUUAGCGGAUGGGGCAAGCGUGGUUCUUGA
Capronia coronata CBS 617.96 is the source of this 2565-nucleotide messenger RNA. RefSeq lists its product as uncharacterized. Bases 1 to 2565 code for a protein of 854 amino acids. The record is from RefSeq and is a predicted model, not a curated record. NCBI's taxonomy places the organism in Eukaryota, Fungi, Ascomycota, Eurotiomycetes, Chaetothyriales, Herpotrichiellaceae. The transcript has 3 exons.